Messenger RNA from Symbiodinium sp. CCMP2592, 1821 nucleotides. Lineage: Eukaryota; Dinophyceae; Suessiales; Symbiodiniaceae. The record is from the annotation of a GenBank genome assembly.
AUGCCGUCGACUUGUUCGAUCGAUGGCCUCGGAAAGGAAUGGGAGGCGAUCCCUGAUAUCCGCAACAGCUUGCGUGAGGGCAAGCCACUCAUCCACGAGGUCAGUGAGAAGCAGGUGGACAUCAAGCUGCCGAGCAAGUUCAAACUGCUGAUCAAGCCCAUCCUGGUCAGGAUGCAUGCAGCUGACAAGAAGAUGCCCGGAGUGGAUCCUCUCCGAGCAGAGGUCAAGACAGUGCUUGAUCUCACGAAGCGGUUGUCUAAUGAGGAGAGCGAGAUCGAUAAGUAUACUUGGCUUAUCCGCAAGCAGCUCACCUUUAUCAAGGCAAAGUGCCGCCGCCGGGAAGUAUCCACCGCCGUGGACGAGGAUGAAGAUGCUUACGAUGAUGACGGCGACUCUGACGAGGCCUCGGAAGAGGCUGCUCCAGAGGGCCCCUCGUCCAGUGCGGGCGCGGGUGGCGAUGCAGGAGCCGAGGAAGACGUGAAUGCAGCAGCUGGUGGUGUUGGCCCUGUUGACUGCGAUGAUCUUCAUGAUUUGCUGAAUGAGCUGAAUGAUAUCCACAGCCCCGCAAGGUCUGCUUUGGUACCCCAUGCUGAGCAGCCAAGUGAGGACCCGAUAUUUCCCAGUCAUCCGAUUAUCAUCGAUGAUGGUGAUGAAUCUGCCGUGGCGCCUCCGACGGAGUGCAGCCACGACAGUGGGCGGGCUUUGGAGAUGCCUGCUGAGGCAGCUGCUGAGGUCGCAGCAGAGCCUGCGGCUGUGGGGUCCACCGCUGAGCAUGAAGUUCGAGCCGAUGUUGUGGAUGGGUCCAAUGGAGGCUCCACGGAGCCGGGAUCCACCGCGGAAGUGGAAGCUUCCGCUGGGAGUGCGGUUGCCGCGUCCGAUAUUGGCCGUGUGGAUCAGUUGGCUGUGCGUGCCAAGAUCAAGGCACAGACUAAGCGUGGAAAGAAGAAGGGUGAUGAUGAGGAGAAUGACAUGGAGAUGUGUGACACUGACAACAACGAGAAGAACGCACCGCCCGAGAAUGACGAUAAGAAGUGUGGCACUGACAACAAGAAGAAGGCAGCACCCAAGAAUGACGCUAAGAAGUGUGGCACUGACAACAAGAAGAAGAAGAAGAGCGCAGAAGCUGAGUGGGAGACUGGUGCUGACGGGGGAGGUUACAGCGCCGAAGAGUGGGAUCACUGGCUCCAGUACGGCUAUGGCUAUGAUGAGGGUGAUCAGUGGGAUGAAGAUGGUCAUUGGGAUGGUGAUCAGUGGGUUGCGUCCUACGAGAACGAAGAGCCUAAAACGAAGCCGGACAGUGUAGCGACGAGCAAGAAGCGCAAAGCUGAGGGCUCGCCUGAGGAAGAUGAGCCGGAGCCUUCGAAGAAGGCAGCUCGCCCAAAGGCCGGCCCAAAGGCCAAAGCGAAAGCCAAGGCAUCCCCCAAGGCGAAAGGCAAGGCGAAAGCAAAAGCUUCCGCCAAGAAGGGUGCCAAGAGCUCUGCAAAGGACACUGAGCCCGAGCCGGAGAAUGAUGGUCCUGAUGGCACAGACGACGAGGAGGGGAAGCCCGUGAUUUUCGCAAGACGGUACAGGCCGGGGUCACAGAAGAUGGCCAUGGCCAAGUUCGAUGCUAUCCGCGAUGCCUUCUUGAAGAUCGUGCGCCCGCGGCUCAAGACCACUUGCCCAAGCUCGUUCGAGGAGAUGCGGAAUUCGUUUUGUGAUGAUCCCUUUUGGACCCACUGCGUGCAAGAGUUCAAGGAAUGGACGAUCGAUUCUGAGACGGUGCCGGCAGCAUGUGAGACUGCUGCAGAGAGCUUUAUCAAAAAGAUCGCGAAGAAGUGA